Molecule: messenger RNA, 6934 nt
Organism: Caenorhabditis auriculariae
Lineage: Eukaryota; Metazoa; Nematoda; Chromadorea; Rhabditida; Rhabditidae
Source: the annotation of a GenBank genome assembly
AUGAAGGAUGGGCGGCGCCGCGCAGAGCUCCGCUGGGAAUCAUUGUUCAGCCCGAGGCUAUGCAAUGAACGACCGUCAGGCCUCGACGCGCAGGAGCUGGCGUCGUCUGAAUCCUUUCCGUGGAGACCUCUUCCGGCUGCCGGCGUCGCCGCGUCUUCUCCGAAAAAGCCCGCUUUUUUCAGGUAGCUAACAAGGUUUUCUCAGUUCUUUGUAAGUUCAUUUUCCGUUUUUUUUUUUUGAGAUCUAAUCUUUGUGAAAUUUUUUUGAGAAUCUAUUGAUGGUUGCUUUUCUCGAUUUCUCUCUUCUUUUAGCUUUUCAAAUUUAUCGAAGACCUAAUUUGAAAGCUAAAAAUUUUUAAAAGAGAAAAGACAUGUUGCGAAUUUCAUCCGAUUGUGAAGUAGAUGGCAGGAAUUUUUUUAUCCCUCAUGACAUAACUCAUCGGUAAAAAUGUUCAAUCAAUUCAUUCUGGUCAGAACUUUUUCGUAGAGAAGUGCUAUUAAACGCGUUUGGAAAAAAGGACGGAAUAUAGAACUUUGCGAUUUUAUGAUUUCUGCAAACCAUGUAUAUGCAAAUUUUUUAAAAUAGUUUUUCUGUUAGCUCUAUCAGAAUUCUCACAUGUUGAAAAUGACGAGAGAAAGCAACGAAAAUUUUUGAAAAAAAAAGUUUUUUUCCUUUUCAAAUUUCCUUUUCAAUUUUCUUCAAAAAUCACAUUUUGAGAUCGGAAGCUGCAAUCACUGAAAAAUAAUCUGUAGCUCAAUUAAUUUGUUAAUAACUAAAAAAAAAGAACUGGAAUUUCCUAUAUUCCGAGAGUUAGUCAGUUCGGAAGUUCUCACAAGAGUACUUCACUCCCUUCCAAGGUUUACCGUUUAUCUAAUUUUCGUCAAGUCUCAGGCGCAAAAAUCAGAGCGAGCUGUUCGAGUGUCUCUCCCCCACGACAACAAAUAUUUUGCAAUUGAUUGUUUUUCGUCGGACUGUCCCUCUUUUGCGCGCGAUAUUUCAACAAUGGUGAUUGGACUUGGAUUCCCCUAUUGAAAUUCGAGAUCGACUCAAGCUCUCUGGCAGAGUCUCGAAAAUCUCUUGCUCGUUUUCAGAAGGAGAAACUUUCGAGAUGCCCUUAGAAAGACGAUAAUCAUUUUUUUUUAAUUUAAAAUAUUUUCUGAUAAGUUGAAAGAUUAAUUCAAAAAGAGAAGGUAAAUGGGAAAUCUCAGACUCAUCGGAGAGCCACACGGACUGGAACUUCGCGCGAACGUCUUCUCUAAAGGUUCAGUUUGGCAGUGUUCCAUCCAAACUGAACGGUUUUAGGAGAAGAAGCGAACGUCUUCGUGCGAAGCAUCCGUUCAAUGCGACGUCGUCGGGCCGCCUGAAGCCGUGCCGACGUCGCCUGUCAGAAGAAGGCGUGAAGCAGUUCACACUCCGUUGCCUCUUGAAGACAGAAGCUCCGUCGUGUCGCUUCUGACGGCACAGUUCGAAGUCACGCCUCAAUGUACACUCAACUCUCCGCUCCGCCCUCUUUUCAGACUCGAGAAUGUGAUCAGCUCUUUUGAUUAACUUUUUAUAUUGCUUCCUGCAGUUUUUCUCUUCGGAUGAGCUGCAGCAGUCAUUCGUAGGACGGGAGUGGCUUUUUCGGUGCGUAUUUUAUUUCAAAUAAUUUUGCUCCAAAGUUGUGUAGAUCUUUUCAGAAUGUAAAAAUCGUAGCCACUUAAAACGAAGAGAAGGUAUUAUCGAGUGACGUUCAGGCUUGCCAGCCAGGACUUUGGGCCUCAUUUUUGAGAAAAAGUCAGCGCGGGCUUGGGCCAGACCAGGCUUCAACAAAAAUUUUAAAUUUCGUUUAAAAACUUUUCACUUGUUGAAUCAUAGUUUCUGUUGAACUCUAAGGGCAAAAUAAAGUAAACAGAAGACUUUUGUCGUAAAAAAAAAAGCUUGAUAUUAGACUUGAAGAAAAUUUGAGCUUUUUGGGCCGGGUCGGCUUUUUUUUUUGCUUGAGGCCUCCCUAUGACCGGGCCGUGCUUAGAAAAUUACCGGGGCCGAUACGCAGAUGAGCCAGCUCUCGCACAAGCCUGAUGACGUUCAGGAAACUGAACAUGAAAGCAUCUUGCAGACAUUUUCCUUUAAUAUGAAUAAAAUUUUGCAAAAGCUUCGCUCAAAGUUUUCAACAUUUUAAGAAAAGGGAGUGGUAUUUUGACAAAAUAAAAAUAGAAAAAUAUCAACCUCCAAACUCAAUAGGGAAAUCUACGAAUCGAGCGUGGGGGACAAAAUGGACGUAACUUGUGUGUUGGGGGCGGCCGGCAGCGGAAAGACGACCAUUGUCAAGCAGAUCGUGCUUCACUCCUCCUUCUACCAACUUCGAGUUGGUUAAAAGCCGUUCCAAAGUCUCGAGCCAGAUGUUCUCAGAACGCGACGCUGGAACGGCAGAAGAACGAAUGGCUGCGUGCCGUGGCUUCGCGAGUUGUCGCAUGGCACAUCUGCGACGUCCAGAACGUGGGCUGGAUACGAAUUCAUUCGAAAAUCAAAUAGUUAUAGGCGGCUUCGUGUUCGAUCCCCGAGUUCCUGUGUAACUUGACAGCUUGGUUGGCCUCUUCCCACGUCCUGCAAGCCUACGCCAGGGCCAUCUCUAAGGUCAGACUCCUCUCCGAUCCUUAACUCCCGGAGUUGCAGGACCAAGAUCUUCUGAAACUGGCGAGGGUCGAGGAGUGCGAAAAGAGAGACUGUCGUCAGGUCUUUGCACGUCUAAUUGCCCAGCCUUUGUCUCGAAUCGAGUCCAGUGAUGAGGUGAGACUUAAGUGGUGCAAUGAUAUCUUGGCACGUUAUCAAAAGUAUCUCCUUUUUCAUUCCCUUUUUAAAAAUCACUUGAGGGUCCACUUUUAAUUGUCGUCGAUGGAUUGGACCACGCGGAUUACUAUCACAGUGAUGAUGAUAACUGCAUUCGUAAGUUUUUUUUUUUUCAAUAUUCCAGUUUCUUUUUUUUAUGGGAGGUUCGUCUCCGAUACCAUCAAAUUUUGGCUAGUAUAAUCUGCUUUCAUCAGAACUUCAGAGAAAUGAGAAAAAAAAAUUUUAAAAAAAAGCUCCUUCAUGUUUCGCGAUUUUUCAACUUUUUGAUUACAAUCGUCAGUCUUAUUUUCAAGGGAAGUUCAUAUUAGAAGUUCGUCCGAGUCUUCCAAAAUGGAUCAAGAUCGUCAUAACCGGCGAAAACUUGGGCCGAGCGGCCGAAGUUCAGCAAAGAACGAUCAGAAUAGGUAUUGGAAUUUUUUCGACUCAUGGAAGCAAUAUAUUUCGGAUGACCUGAGAGACGACCGCGUCUUGUGCGACCAAAGACUUCUCCUGAAGACGGCGAACCUCGACGGCGACGCGGAAUUCUGCGAAGAAGUUCUGCGGGGAUCUCAAGGAAGCAUGCUUUUCACUUCACUGUGCAUCCGUGACCCGUCAGUUCACAAUUCAACUUGCUUUUUAUCUUUCUCCCAGACUCCCUCCGGCGAGCACCGUCGAACAAUUGCUGGAGCGGUUCUUAGGACGCAUCUUAGGGUUGGAUUCCAAAAAACGACAAUCAAAGCACUCGGAUUCUAGAGAGUCAUCUCUGCAACUGGCAACCAACCUCCUGAACGUGCUCGCCACUUCGAUGUACCCGAUGAAUUUGGAAGAUUUGCGCGAAACGCUCGUUUUCACCUCUCUACAGUAUAAACCCAUUGAUGUGGCGCUUCUGAACCAUACGUAGGAAGUUCUGAAAUAGCCGAGGUCACCAAAACCAAUCCAGAUUAGAACUCUUGUCGCCGUUGCUGCGUUGCUCCGCCACUGAACAUUUCACGAUUCGCGAGUCUCUCAUUGGAAAUUUCUUGCUCCAUGCCGCAUCGCCACGCUACCGACUCCAACCUAAGCAAGACUGAAAUGUUUGAAAAUGAAUAGUUUCUUCUGGUUAUAGACUGGGACAUAUGCUGCACGCGACGCGGUUGGCCUUUCGGGGACAGCUUUCCCCACCUGAAAUGUUCCUCCUCGCGCACCACAUCUUGAAGGCCAACCCGACCAAGAAUCUUCGUCGCCAGCCUCUUUUUACGGUAUCUUACCUUUGUUUUUGAAUAUUAAAUACGCUAACAACGGAUCAUGUUCGUUUGGUUCAAUGUGUUAGUCCAAACUUUCGUUCAAUGUGUUAGUCCAAACUUUGGACUAACACAUUGAUUUGAAAUGUUACAGUUUGCCAAAACUCGGGAAUCUCUGCUGGAAUGGCUCCGAAACUCGUCGGCUGACAUUUCCACGGCGCUAUGUUCUCCCCGACAUCUUCAAUAUCCGAACCUGAAGGUUUUCUAUGCCUCAUGUCUUCUAAUCCCUUGCAAGAGUAGACGACGUCGCUGCUGAUCGAAGCUGGAGCUGAUGUCGAUGCCGACCUCGACGGCAGGAAUUUGGUGGAAGUGACCGCCGCCUUGGGCUUUUUUCCUCUUGUUAAGAUGCUCGUGAGCUGCUCGAAAUUGCGACACAUUGGUAUGAAAGACAAUGAAAAGGAUGCAUCUUUUUGAUUGGAGCUUCUCUGAUUGCCCCAACAGCGAGCAAAUUCGGAGAUCUAGAAACGGUCCGGCACAUUAUCGAUUCUUUGGACGCCGAAUGCCUUUCCGAGUGUUGUGUCAAAGCCGCCGCCUCCGGCCAUUUGCAGGUUCUUCCGAGACUUGAUUCCUCGAAUUUUCGAAUUUUUGAGUAUUGAUUAUUUAUUUUUCCUUCUCUUAGGUGCUCACAUUCCUCCUGAACUCCGCACACAUGAGCAGCGUUCAUCGGAAGAAUUGUAUCGAGAAAUGCGCCUGGGAAGCGUCAAAAACAGGUGGGAAAAGAGUCUAAUUUAAAGUUGGGAGCCGGUAAAUCAUCAGGGGCCGUCAUCAUUCCAUUGAUUUUUCCAGCCUUGCUAGGCUCUAAUAAUGAUUAUUUUUAAAAAAAACGGGUUUUCCCCUAAUAAAAAAGUUUAUCUUUAAAUCUUUGAAGUUGAAAUCUUCCAGACUUAAAAAAAGAGAAUGGCCUGUAGAUAUUGAAUGGAAGAUAUACUUGAAGAUUUUCUGGCGCUUUUCCAGAUCUUAAUUUCGAAAAAGAGCGAAAAAAAUCAAAAAUUUUUGAUCAAAAAAAGGAUAAAAAAAGUAGGAAUUAAAAAAACUUAAUGAAUCUAUUAGCCUUAUGCUUUCGAAAAAGUUCAGCUUUGAAAAAAUAGAAUAAAGAGUUUCUGUAAACACUUUUCAAAUGUGAUGUCAAAAUUUCGGAAAAGCCGGAUUUUUAACAAUUUCGAGAGAAUCUUUUUUUUGUCAACUCUGCAAAGCUUUCAGACCGGCUGAACGUGCUGGAGUUCGCUUUGCAGUCCGAAAACAUCGAUGUUGCCGCGUGUAUGAGAAUCGCCUGUUUGAACUCGUCGCUCAACGUCGUGCUCAUGCUGCUCGCCCGGUUCGAGAGUCGCUCCAGCCGCGUCCAGCCUCGGAGUUUCAGAGGCCAGGCGAUGAGCGACGAGUGGAAGCCGAAACAGUCGCCUCUGUUGGUCGCGGCCAGCAGCGAAAGCUGGCAGAUGCUCCUGGCGGCGUUGAAGAUCGUCGACGACGUCGAUGUGAGCGACGUCAGGGGUCGAACUGCCUUGUCUCUGGCGGCAGCGCGUGGCGAUUCGGUUAUGAUCGACAUUCUACUCGCGAGAAGUUCUCUGGCUGAUUUUCCCACCUUUAACUUCCGAUCGGUUUCAAAGAGGCCGAUGCCGAGUGUGUGGACUCUCAAGGCUGGACGGCUCUUCUACAUGCGGUCGACAGUUCGCAGUUGGCUGCAGUUCGAUCUCUUCUGAGGAACGGCGUCAGCGUUAACGUCCGCGACUUACGAGGUAGAUUUUUUAUGCAGUAUUCAAAGUAAAUUCCGCGAAAUGCCCUAUUAUCUCUGACUCUUCAAAAUUUUGCUCAUCUUUUCUUCUCUGAUGGCUGUUUUGGGUUUCGCAGAAUCACUUUGAACGCGGCAUUACUUACAAGAAAGGUCCAUCAGAGUUCACAUUUUUACGUGAAGUCUGGUGAAAAAGAAGAGAAGAUCUUCAUCUGAACCUGUGAAUUCGCAGCAAAAGUCAUAGCGAAUGCCGGAAUCCCGACUCAAAUUCUGACCCCUAUGAGGAAUUAUCAUAUACAUUGAAAAAGAAAUGAAAUAAGUUCUGUAGGACGCUGGACAGCACACAUCGCGUGUCAACGAGCUUCUGUUGACGUUAUUCGGACCCUUCUCGAAGCAGGACUCGAUAUCGACGUCAAAGACGAGCAAGGCCUCAGGCCUAUCGAGGUCGCCAUAACUUCGAACAACAAAACAGCCGUCCGUCUACUCGCAAGUCGGUAAGUCAGGUCACUCUCGAUUGACCCUACUUUACUUUGUCCAGCGGAGCACGUUUACGAGGGACUACCUGGGAGAAAGCGGCCCAGUACGACUAUGACAUCGUUUUCAUUCUUCUGAACAAGCUUCUUGAUGAUGCAAACCAGCUCACAAAGUUGUCUUCCAGCUGUGAGGCGAAUGUUUCGAAAAAAAACCAUUUCAGAAAGAAAAAGUACGAAGAAGCAUUGUACCGUUUGAACUACGCCAUAGACCGAUGUACGCGGCUCAAAUCGAAGAAAGGUAGGUUAUGGACUGCCGACGGCCUUUGUAGUGGCUUCUAGAACACGAACAGAGGCUUCUGGCCCUCGAACAGCAGGCUUUGCUAUCGAAGGCACGAGUGCGACGGAAGCAAGGCCGUUUCGAAGAGGCCAUCCAGACGUGCGUUACGGCGGAGAGCCUCUGCGACUGCGACGACGACGCUCUCUACGCCAUCGCCUUGCUUCGUGCCAAAUGUCACUUCGACGGUCGCCAAGUGCAGCAGGCCCGAGAGUCGGCCAGGAUCGCCGCCCUGCUCAGGCCUUUCGACGACGAGUGUCGCCAGCUUCUCGCCGUGUUACAAUCGCCUCUCACUCACAUAUGCCACCUCUGA